GAUGUUUGCACUCUGCUUGUCCAAGGCUGUCAGCUGGUUCACCUUGAUCAGGAACACCUUGUCAGCAAAGUCUGUCAGCUUAUCCAUCACUUACUUAACAGAUUUCAGGUGAUGGUUGAUGAACAGAGCUUGAAUUUUCUUCUCUCCUACUGCAUCUCUGCUCUUAAGCAGUGUAGCUCUUGGACACAUGUUGAAAUUCUGCAAGCCUUAGCAGCUCUUGUUUACAAUAAUGGACCUAAAUGUCAAAAGUUUCUCCCAGAUCUGCUGGGUGAGAGGGGGCUCCUGGUGCAGCUCAGCGCCCGCGCGCAGCCCGACGCGGAGCUCAGGAGGGCAGCGGUGCGAGCCAUGGCCAACCUGUGCCUCAGUGUGCCUGGACAGCCAUACUUGGAUGAGUCCUACAGAAGUGUCUGCUUUCAAACUUUUCUAAGUGUUCUUCAGUCUUCAAAAACCUCUGAUGUAGAUGACAUCACUUUUUGCAUGUUACUGCAAAAUGCACUGAAAGGUAUCCAGUCCCUUCUCAAUGGUGGGAAGAUGAAACUAAUGCAAACUGACCAAAUUGGAUCUCUUCUGGCAGUGUUAAAGAAAUGCAUGUUCCAUGGACUGCCAGGGCUGAGCCUGGAGAUGCCCACAGCCUUGUACCCAGCUCCCUUACCUCAGUCUGAUAAAAGGUCACCUGUCAAACAGGAGCAGUCAGAAACAGCCACCUGUAAGCAGACAGGGAACCGAAGAAAAAAGUCCAAAGGGAAACAAAAGAAAGGAGAGUUUGGGGAAGAAGGAAGAGAAGAUCUGAGUGAUGCAGGAAGCGAGUCAGUCCUUGGAGCAGACAUGCUGAGGCUGCACGUGGGGGAUGUGCAGAGCAGUCCUGCUUCAGCUCCUCGGGCUCGUGCAUCAGAUGCUGCCGAUGUGCCUGCUGGAAAGGAUCCCUUGGCUGCACAUCAGACUGGCUGGAAAAGGAUCAGCAGCAGUGAGUCGGAGUAUUCGGAUGCUGAAGGUGGAAUACAGAGCAAAGUGAGAUCUUAUCAAGCCAACGUUCGUCAAGGGGCUCUUGCCUGUUUCCUCUCUGCUAUAAAAUCAAUAGAAAAAAGAAUUCUUUAUGGUUACUGGUCAGCGUUUGUUCCUGAUGCCCCUGGUAUUGGCAGCCCCCAGUCAGUGUCCUUGAUGACUAUUGCUUUAAAGGACCCUUCUCCAAAGACCCGUGCCUGUGCUCUUCAGGUUCUCUCAGCCAUGCUGGAGGGUUCCAAGCAGUUUCUCUCUGUUGCUGAAGAUGCCAGUGAUCACAGGAGAGCCUUUACUCCCUUCUCCGUGUCUAUCGCUUCCAGCGUCCGGGAGCUGCACCGCUGCCUGCUGCUGGCCCUGGUGGCAGAGUCCUCCUCUCAGACACUGACACAGAUCAUCAAGUGCCUUGCAAAUUUGGUUUCAAAUGCCCCAUACAACCGCUUAAAACCUGGGCUGCUGACAAGAGUUUGGAACCAGAUAAAGCCAUACAUCUCUCACAAAGAUGUUAAUGUUAGAGUUUCCAGUCUCACGUUGUUAGGGGCAAUAGUCUCUGUCCAAGCACCUUUACCAGAGGUGCAGCUGCUUUUGCAGCAGCCCAGCUCUUCAGGGCUGAGUAACAGUGGUAGCGCAACCCCCCGCCGGUGCAGUUCUGCUCAGUGGAGGAAAGCUCUGCCCUCAGAAGGGGAGCCCCCCGAAAAUCCAGGGGGGUGCACAUCUUCUGAGCCUUGCUGGCUUCUCCAUCUCUGUGUCUCCAUCACCAUCCUGCCCAGAGAGGAUUCCUGCUCCGACAGCGACGCCAACUUCUCCUUCUCCAGCCUCUACGAGCCGUGUCCCCUUCGACUGGAGUCCCUGCAGGUGUUGGCUCUUCUUGUAAAAGGCUAUUUCUCUGUGGCUCAGAGCUAUUUCCUAGAACUUGGAGAAGUGGCUUGCAGAUGUAUGGAAGAAAUGGACCCAUCCAUUCAGCUUCAUGGAGCCAAACUUCUGGAGGAGCUGGGCACAGGAGUGCUGCAGCAGUACAAACCUGAGUCAGCCAUUGCCCCUGAUCAGAGAGUUCCUGUCAGUGUGGUGGUCACUUUCUGGACUAUGAUGUUAAAUGGCCCUUUGCCUGGCACUCUUCAGAGCUCUCCACACGCGACUCUUCAGACCAGUGCCUGUGAUGCCCUGUCCUCUAUCCUGCCAGAAGCAUUUGGCAGCCUGCAGGAUGACCAGCAGAUACUGUGUGUGACUCUGCUGCUUGGCCUGAACCACAGCGAGAACCCGCUGGUGAAAGCCGCUGCCGCACGCGCGCUCGGCGUCUACAUCCUCUUCCCUUGCCUCCGACAGGAUGUGAUGUUUGUGGCAGACACAGCCAACGCCAUUCUGAACUCCCUCCAUGACAAGUCUCCAAACGUCCGUGCCAAAGCAGCCUGGUCCCUGGGCAACCUUACAGACACCCUCAUCAUCAACAUGAAAACGAUGGGACUAAGCUUCCAGGAGGAGCUCUCUGAUCUCCUGCUGUUGAAAAUGUUACGGUCUGCAACUGAAGCAUCCAAGGACAGAGACAAGGUGAAGAGUAACGCGGUGCGGGCCCUUGGGAACGUGCUUCACUUCCUUCAGCCCUGUCACAUAGCAAACCCCAGGUUUAGGGAGGCCAUCCAGGAGUCUCUCCAGGCCCUCAUUGCCACUGUCCAGAGCGAGGCCACCAUGAAGGUGCGCUGGAAUGCUUGCUAUGCUCUGGGGAAUGUGUUUAAGAACCCUGCCUUGCCACUCGGAGAGGCCCCUUGGACCACGCAGGCUUAUAGUGCACUUUCCUCAGUGGUGAAGUCCUGCAAGAAUUUUAAAGUACGGAUCAAGUCAGCCAUGGCCCUGUCCAUCCCUGGCAGGAGGGAGUGCUACGGCUCCACGGAGCAGUUCGGCCAGAUCUGGAGAGCCUUGGUGGUGGCCUUGCAGAAGAGCGAAGACACCGAGGACUUCCUGGAGUUCAAGUACAGUGCCAGCCUCAGGACUCAGCUCUGCCAGACUCUGCUGCAUCUCCUAAGCCUGGCGAAGGGCACAGACCUGCCAGUUGUGUGGGAAACCCUGAGGGAGAACGGGGAGUCCAUCAGACCCUACAUCCUGCAGUACCUGAAAUCGGGAGCUGAAGAGAACGAGGCAGGAAGGGAGACGGACGUGGGCGAGAGGGAGAGGGUGUUGAAAGGAGCCAUUGAACACCUCGGUGGGGUGGAGAAGCAGCUGGAGGGCAAAGCCAGGGUAAGGGUGUCUGGUUAUCUGGAAGGUGUCCUCACAAACCACGCCAGGGCCACGCAAUUAACAGAGACUUAG
Molecule: messenger RNA, 3297 nt
Organism: Merops nubicus (carmine bee-eater)
Lineage: Eukaryota; Metazoa; Chordata; Aves; Coraciiformes; Meropidae
Gene: HEATR6
Product: HEAT repeat containing 6
Exons: 19
Source: RefSeq, a predicted model, not a curated record